Molecule: messenger RNA, 7937 nt
Organism: Penaeus indicus
Lineage: Eukaryota; Metazoa; Arthropoda; Malacostraca; Decapoda; Penaeidae
Product: vitellogenin-like
Biological process (GO): lipid transport
Molecular function (GO): lipid carrier activity
Source: RefSeq, a predicted model, not a curated record
UCGUGGUGUGCUCGUCCAACCACCAUGACGACCUCAAACCUCCUCUUCGUUCUCGCCUUCGUGGCAGGUGGUCUGGCAGCCCCCUGGGGAGCGGACUUGCCAAGAUGCUCCACCGAAUGCCCCGUCACCGGAUCCCCCAAACUGGCCUACCAACCCGACAAGACCUACGCCUACGCCUACUCCGGCAAGUCCACAGUCCAGCUCAAGGGCGUGGACAACGGCGACACUGAGACCGAGUGGACGGCAGGAGUUGAUCUCACCUGGAUCAGCCCUUGCGACAUGGCCAUCUCCUUCAGGAACACCAAGAUGGAUGGCGCCCGAGGUCCCAUCGCUACCAGGAUGCUGGAGAGAUAUCCACUGGUGGUGGCCGUUGUCGACGGGAGGGUGCAGCACGUGUGCGCUCACCCAGAGGACGAACCAUGGGCCAUCAACCUGAAAAAGGGCGUUGCUUCGGCUUUCCAAAACUCCAUCCCUUCUCUGUCUGCUGUCAGCUCAGGCAUCACAGUAACUGAGACCGAUGUUGUUGGAAAAUGCCCGACAAAGUAUGAAAUUGAGACCGAAGGAGAGAAGGUCAUUGUGGUCAAGGAGAAGAACCACCGCCACUGUCAAGAACGUUACCCAACACCUGCUGAAACACCUGCACCAUGGCUGAAGGCUCCCCUGCCGAUCGAGGAAUCCAAGUCGCAGUGCAGGCAGGAAAUCGCCAAUGGCAUUUACACCGCCAUCCAGUGUCAGGACAAGAACAUCGUUCGACCUGCCAUUGGAAUCUACAAGUAUGUGGAGGCCAGUCAGUAUUCAACACUUCGCUUCAUCUCCGAGUCCUCCGACACUUCAGCCAUCAGCGGCAUCCCUUCAGGAGAACUGCGCAUUGAAAACCUGUUGUACUGCCAUGAAACAAUGAAGGACCCAAAGCUGGCACCUGAGCUGGAUGAACUCAUGAAGGAGAUCUGUGACAAGACCAAGGACACAGUUGAGGCUGAAGCUGGUGCUUUGGUUGCCAAGGCUCUCCAUGUGUUACGUCAUGUUCCUGACACGGUUGUGGUGGAGACUGCACAGAAAGUGAGACAAGGACAUUACUGCAGUGACUCUGCCAGGCUGGAGAGCAUCUUCUUGGACGCAGUUGCUUUCCUCCACGAGUCUGGUGCAGUAAAGGUCAUGGUCCACGAAAUCGAGAAUGGACGAGCAACAGGGGGACGUCUCGCUCUGUACACGGCAGCGCUCUACCUCAUCCCACGACCCAACAUUGAGGCAGUCAAGGCCCUUACGCCGCUGUUUGAAAGCCCUCGCCCAAUACCCUCGUUACUGCUGGCAGCUGCUUCCAUGGUACACCAUUACUGCCGCCAUAAUCCAACUUGCUAUGAGAAAGCUCCAGUUGUGAGAAUUGCCGAGAUUCUGGCCAACAGAGUCCAGACUCACUGCUCUCCUUCUGCUGGUGUCGAGGACAAUGAAGUAGCCCUUGCAAUUUUCAAGGCAAUAGGCAAUAUGGGUGUAGCUACACCUGCCGUGACAAGGGCAGCCGUUCACUGCAUUGAGGAAGAAGGACUGGAAACCAGCGUUCGGGUAGCUGCAGCUCAAGCCUUCAGACUAGCCAACUGCUUCCGUCCAGCAGUUGAGAAGCUAGUUGACAUUGCCGUCCGACCAGCCUUUGAGACUGAAGUCCGCAUCGCUUCCUAUCUGGCUGCUGUUCGAUGUGCUGAGCAGGAACACCUGGAAACAAUUAUUGAAAAGAUUUCAAAGGAAGAGAAUACCCAAGUGCGUGGAUUUGUUCUGGGUCACCUGAUCAACAUCCAAGAGUCUACCUGCCCUGCCAAGGAAAAUCUCAGGUACCUCCUUGCCAAUGUCGUCAUCCCUACCGACUUCGAGAGGGACUUCAGGAAAUUCUCUAGAAAUAUAGAUGUGGCUUACCAUGCCCCUGCCUUUGGCAUGGGUGCCGGCCUCGAAUCGAACAUCAUCUAUGCUCCCGGAUCUUUCGUUCCUCGUGCUGUUAACUUGAAAAUGAAAGCAGAUGUGGAUGAGACGCACAUGGACAUCGCAGAGAUUGGUGCGCGCUUUGUAGGAAUUGAUUCCAUCAUUGAAGAACUCUUGGGCCCACAGGGAUAUCUACGCAGAGCAACAUUUGGAAAGAUUAUGGACGACAUCACAGGUUUUGCAGGAGAGAAAGGCCUCAAGGUCAUGGAGCACAUCAAGCACACGCUGAGGACCAGGCGAUCCAUCGAUUCUUCGGUCAUCGCGGACUUCUUUGGCAAACUGUAUGGUGAGAGCAGAUCACAACCCACUGCCGAGCUAUUCGCCCGAUUCAUGGGACACGAGAUUACUUACGCAGAUGUUGCCGAAAGCCUCAAAGGCGUCACAGCUGACACACUCAUUGAGACCUUCUUCUCUUUCUUCGAGAAUUCUUUGGAGCAUAUGAAGGAUCUCAACCUGAACACAGCAAGAACUGCUCAGCUUUCCGUGGAUUAUUCACUGCCGACCAUUCAGGGAACACCGCUCAGACUGAAAUUAGCUGGAACCGCUGUUGCUGGCCUGAAGAUGGAAGGCAACGUCAACAUUGCCCAGAUCCUGUCCGACCUCGGUAACUCCCAGACGGGCGUUAAAUUCUUCCCAGGCCUUUCUGUACAAGCCACUGGUUUUGUUGGCUAUGAAUGCCGCUUUACAAAGGUGGGAAUCGAGAUGCAGAACACCAUCUCCAGUGCCACUGGAGCUGCCAUCAAGAUCAGAACAACUGAAAACAAGAAGAUCGAGAUGGAAUUGGAGGUCCCUGAGAAGAUGGAACUCCUCAACAUCAAGGCCGAGACUUACCUUGUCAAAGCUGUUGGCAAGAAGAUGACCAAGAUUUCUCCUUCCUCCAUGAGAGAUGUCAGGAUUCAGCACAACUCCUGCAUUGGUGCUUUGGAACCAGUAUUUGGCCUCAAGGUGUGCUAUGACAUGAACAUCCCUGACGUCUUCCGUGCUAAUGCCCUGCCACUUGGUGAACCAGCCAUUGCCAAGCUGUAUGUUGAGAAGGCAGAUCCUUCCAUGAGAGGUUACUUAGUGACUGCUGCUAUCAAGAACAAGAGAGGUAACAAGGUCAUUAAGAUGAAUGUCGAAGCAGCUGGUGCCUCGACACCAAGAAGAGCAGAAAUGACCCUGUCCUACACCAAGGAAGAAGGAAGCCACAUUGUUUCUGCCAAACUGGAUUCCUCCAGCAUUGCUGCAGGAGUGUGGACCACUCUUACCAACGAGCAAGCACACAAGGCAAUAGAGACUUAUGUCAACUUCAAUACUGGUCAGAUUGCUAUUUCUCGAGGCAUUAAGGCUGGAAGCGAUUGCAAGGGAAGCAGUGUGGGAGAGGAGUUUCUAGUUAAUGUGUUCAGCAGCGGCAGCAGGAGCUUCCCCUCUGAAUCACACAUUGUGGAGGCUAAAUUCAUUAAGAAAACUAGUGGACCUGAAUUCAAUGUGGAUGUGAUUUGCAGAACCAAAAAUACUUUAGCUGAGUUAUUCGACUUAAAUAUUGAAGUUGGAGCUGAUUUCAUGAAAUUUUCUCCUAAGGAUCUGUAUCCUGCAAGAUACAUCCCCAAGACCCGCAUUGUCCUACCCGUAAACCUGCGAAAGAUGGAAAUCAAUGCCGCCACUGCAGCCUGGAAACUGAUAUCGUAUAUUCGCGCAGGAAGUCAAUCUGGCGAAGGCCGCGAGUUCAUUUCUGCUCUCAAGCUUGCCAAAGGAAGGAAGGAUUUCAUCUCUGUACAGGCUACUCAUACGAUAGAAGGAAGAUUCCCACAAAACAUCAUCAUCAAAAAUGUAGCAACAGCCGAAGUUGGCAGAUCAUCUUACAAGGCAAUGUAUGAUCUGUUCUAUCACUCUGAAAAAAUGGGGGCUUCUCUUGAGGUUUUGCAAGCAGCUGGUAAUGAGAAGGUUGCCCAUCUGGAAGCAAUUUACGAAAUUUCGGGAUCGAAGUACUGCACUAAAUUCUUGGCGGAGAUUCCUGGCUACAUUCAGCCAGUUAAAGUUGAAGCCGGGAUUGAACAAGAAGCAGAAGGUCGCUAUACACUGGAAUCCGCCAUCACAUAUGGACAUCAUACAGUACUUGAAGCUAGCGGACCAAUCAUGGCUCGUUUCAGCUCCAAGAUUGCCAAGCUGCAAGCCAACAUCAAACUCAGGGCAAUGGCAAGUGAACCCUACAUCUUUGGUGCCAACAUUGCGUUUGGCAGCAAGAAGCAGAUGAUAGCCAUGGAAAUCAAAGGUCGAUCAGAAGCUCUCAUUGGUCUUGAAUGGAAAAUGGUCCGAGAAAGUUCCGAGAAAACCACUGUUGGCAUAGUGUUCGUGCUCCCUGCCCUUAUCGAGAACAAGGUCGACGCUGAAAUUACUGAUGGACUUAUCCAUGUUAGUUUCAACAACCUGGUUCUGCCCAAGACCUCAUCCCGCCGUCGGGUCAAGGGAUUCGCUGAUGUUCAUAUUGCAGAGAAAAAGACAAAUGUGGAAUUUUCUUGGGACGCCGAUAAUGCUCCUGAAAAGAAGUUGGUGUUGGAUGCAAGUCUGAUCAGCAGUCCUGCCAAUCCUGGACAUGCUGAGAUCCACGGGAAUAUUGCCAUUGCUGGAGAGCCUUACCACGCCAAACUGGUUCUGACUGCCGCAAAUCUGGUAGAGCACAUGGAAGGGGAAAAUGGAUUCAAGUUGAUCCUGACAACGCCUAGCCAGAAGACGGUUGUCUUGGGAGCCUCCUGUGAUGUCCAACAGGCAGGAGCCACGACUAAAGUCAUUUCCAACGUUGAAUACAAGAACAUGAAGGAUAGGAAAUACAAAUAUGCAAGUGUGAUUGCCUUUGAGAAGCUUGGUGGCCCAUUUGAUUAUGCAGUAGAAGCCAAGGUAACUUACAAACAACCUGGAACAGCAGAAAUAAAGCUCGGAACAGCAGUAAAACAUCACUGGACACCAGAAGAACAUGUUGUGGCAGUCAAGGUAGAAGCUGAUGCUCCAAUUCUGAAGACACCUGCCACAAUUGAAUUCUCCAUUCACAAUGCACCAAACGCAUAUGUUGGAUUCUGCAAGAUCGAAAGAAAUGCUCCAGCCACUGUGUUUGAAUGGAAUGUGCAGACCACUCCUGAAGGAGGAAUUCAGGCUGUUGAAGCUGGUGUGGACAUGAAAGCCAUCACUGAAGUUCUGAAGAUUGUUCAUGCCGUUGCUACUCUCGAGGAAGAAAGUUACGAAACUUAUGGUCCACACACAUCCCAAUACCAGUACCGUUUCACAAGGCCAUCAGCCACCUCUUACACCAUGCAGAUGAGGACUCCAAGCCGCACCAUGGAAGGAAGAGCCAAACUGUCACCAAGGGAAUCUGGAAUCAAGUUCUACCCCAAUAAGGGCAAAACUGAGUCCAAAUACGAAAUUGGAUACAAGGCCAACCACGAGGGAAGGUGGGGAGGACAUGCGUCCAAGUUGGAAGUCAGAAUGAACCAUCCAGUGCUUCCUAAGCCCAUCAUGGCCGCUGUUCAGUACACAGUAGCUGAAGGAACCACGAAGGGAACAAUUGAACUGGACAUUUUCCCAGAAGAAGCCAACAAAAUUACUGGUACAUUGGAAACUCAGAGAAUUUCCGAAAAUGCUAUCAGAGCAGAAGCCUUCUUGACUGGCAGGAUGUUGAAAGUGAACCCUAAAGCAAUCAUCACUGCUGCUUAUGCACCAGAGACAGUUGCUUUUGAUGUAGUGUUGCACAAGACUCCAUCUGCAGCACCAAUCUUUGCCAUUGCUGCCAAGUAUGACAAGACUGCAGCUCACAACGCAGCUGCCACAUUCACAGUGAAGAUGGAAGAGCGACCUGUGUUUGAAAUCACUGCAGUGACAGAACCCGAGGAAGCAGCCACCUGCAAUGGCAUCAGAAUGAGGGCUGUUGCUUAUGCCGCAACUUUUGGAAAGUACAACGUUAUCUCCAAGAUGUGCAGGCCUGCCUUCAUUGAGGUGACCGCAAUGCGGCCUGGUGGAGCAAAGGAAUACAUUGCCAAGCUUGGCCUCCGAUACCCUGACGCUGCUGAAGCAGGUGUAUAUGUGGCUAGCGGCAGAGCUGGAGAGACUCACGGUGUUGCUGUUGCUGCUGUGAAGUUGGCUUCACCUACAAUGCUUAAGGUCGAGAUGGCUUAUGAACCGCAAGAAGCAGAGGCAAUAAUCAACGAAAUGACUGAAGAAUUUGAGAAGAUUGCCGCAUCAUUCACGUCUGUUGUAAUGGAGGUUGUCGAGUUCCUCAAGGAAGAAGCUGCUGCAAAGGGUAUUCAGUUCCCUUCAUCUCAGUUAGUCAACCUACUGGGAGUUGCUAAGGAGGAAAUUGGAGAGAUCUAUCGAGAUAUUGUCUCUGAGGCAAGAAUUUUUGAUACCGAAAUCCUUGGUGAUAUCCUGGGAAGUCCUGUGGUGUCCUUCAUAUCACGGGUGUACUUGGGUGUGUGGGCGGAGAUAAUUCAUCUGCAGCACCAUCUCUCCGUAAGCCUUAUCCAGACGAUAGAGAGAUUCCAGGCGGAAUUAGGAAGCAUUUCUGAAAUCGUAAUGGAAGUUGUGAUGACGGCAGCACGAAUGGCAGAAACUGGAGAAGUACCCGAAGUAGUGUUUGAUGCGCUUGAAGAAAUCAAGGCCACCAAAGUUUUCAGGACUGUAAGGAGGGAAGUGGACGCAAUUUUAGAAGAAUAUCCGGAGGAGUAUGAGGCUGUAAAACACAUUGUUCAUAAUGUGGUGGCAAUUCUCAAGCGAGAUGUUGGCAUUAUUCGUGAGAGGCUCAUGGAGAUUCCAGCUGUUCUGAAAGUCAUCGACUACACUAUGUAUCACUUCCAUUCGCAACGUGCAUUUGCUGCAGAAGCGGAAAGGCUCGUCAGCCUGAUGCUCAACGAACUUCUUUUCGUUUCCAUGGAAAGAGAAGGCAACGGUGUUGCAGUCCGAAUUCCCCUCCACCGACCCCUGUAUUCACUGACGCAAGUGGCACAAGAAGCAGUGCCCAACCCUGUCACGAUGCUUGAGAACCUGAUAUUUGCAUACGUUGAUUACAUUCCCAUCCCUGUGAGCGACGCAAUCUGGGCCUUCUACAAUUUGGUACCACGCUACAUUACGGACGUGCUACCACCCUAUCCUCGAACAGCCACGGUGGUUGGCGGCAGCGAGAUCCUGACCUUCAGCGGCCUUGUUGUGCGAGCACCUCGGUCGCCGUGCAAGGUUCUUCUGGCUGCUCACGGUUCCCACCGCCUCAUGAUGUCCCACCCACAAGCCUCAGCCCCGGCACAGUUUGAACUGAAGACACCAGCAGCCACCGUGAUGAUCAAGCCUGACUUUGAGGUGGUGGUUAAUGGGCAACCCCUCGCGGGAUCCCAGCAAACCAUCGGAAACAUUAGGAUUGUGAACACAGCCGAGCACAUUGAGGUGGGAUGUCCCGUAAUGAAGGUCGUGGUUGCCAAGGCAGGCGAGGCCGUAGCUGUUGAGGCUUCAGGUUGGAUGUUUGGACGCGUGGCAGGCCUAUUGGGUCCCAACAAUGGAGAAAUCGCCGAUGACCGUCUCAUGCCCAGUGGUGCAGCAGCCUCCAACCCCCGCGAUUUGGUAGCUGCUUGGCAGGAGGACCGCCAGUGCUCCAUCCCCGAGGUUCCUCGUGCAGAGACCACAGUAGCUCGCCUGAUUCAGUGUGAAGCAUUGCUGGGGAUUCGGUCCAGGUGCAACCCAGUGGUUCACCCACAGCCAUUUAUUAAGAUGUGUCACGCUGCCCACAAGGCUUGUGAUGCCGCCCAAGCUUACAGAACCGUUUGUUCUCUGAGAGGAGUGGGGGAAGUUUUCCCUUUGGGAUGUUAACAACACCUGUUGACAUGUUUACAUGGCCUAAAACGUUGACGACUCGUUCAGAUUUUGGAUAUGGCUAUAGUUGUUAAUGUAUUUUUGUUACGUGAAUGCAUCAUAAAAUACACAAAAAAAUAGAUCUUCAAUAAAAUUGCAACUAACUA